AAUUUAUCAGCAUAUGAACAAGGAAAACAAGUACAUGUUUACAUCUCGCUGGCAACUCUCUUGUCAACAUGCACGCCAAAUGUGGAAGCAUAGAUAAUGCAGAGCAUGCUUUCUCUGAGAUUCGCGAGAGAAGUAUGGUCUCAUGGUCUGCGAUGGUCGGGGGACUUGCCCAACAUGGACAUGGGAGAGAGGCCAUAGUUGUUCAAUUGGACGAUAGGAGAUGGUAUAUCUCCCAAUCACAUAUAACUUCAGUUAGUGUCCUUUCCGCUUACAAUCAUGCAGGUCUGGUAGCUGCAGCGAAAAAAUACUUGGAAUCAAUGAAAAGGUCGUUUAGAAUUGAACCUCUUCAAGAGCAUUAUGCUUGCAUGAUUGAUAUCCUUGGCAGGGCAGGCAGAUUAGAUGAGGCAGUCGAGCUUGCAAAUAAAAUGCCUUUUCAAGCAAAAGGACCAGCUUGGGGGGGACUUCUUAGUGCUACUCGAAUCCAUAAGAGAAUGAUGAGAUUGGGAAACAAGCUGCUGAGAUGCUUCUGGCUCUUGAACCUGCUGAAAAAUUUGGAACCCAUGCUCUCCUUGCAAACAUAUAUACGUAGAACUUGGAACACUGUUUCAGGGGAUGCCUUUUAUGCCUUCUCAGGAGAGUUCAAUUUAAUACUGAACCUUGUGCUGAUCAACCUUGAGAAGACUCCUCAUUGCCAUGGCAUUGUUGUUAGCCUAUCCCCAUACAUAGAUCCUGGUCUAUUCCUCUAUCAUGGAUAAUACAAGCCUCAGGAAUAGAACUUUCCUCAAACAUGCAUUGUCACACUAGAAGCAGAGUAAUCAAAACAGGGUUCCAUUCUACCCUAUUGGAGUAGUGUACACAAGUGAGAACAUGCUCCCUUAACAGGGUCCCAUUUCAUGAAUGGUUAGCACUUAGCACCAUAUAAAAUACAGGGUAAUGU
Rubroshorea leprosula is the source of this 937-nucleotide messenger RNA. The record is from the annotation of a GenBank genome assembly. Lineage: Eukaryota; Viridiplantae; Streptophyta; Magnoliopsida; Malvales; Dipterocarpaceae.